This is a messenger RNA of Empidonax traillii (willow flycatcher), 5486 nucleotides long. RefSeq names its product complement C5 (gene C5). Gene Ontology annotation, cellular component: extracellular region. Lineage: Eukaryota; Metazoa; Chordata; Aves; Passeriformes; Tyrannidae. Bases 71 to 5032 code for a protein of 1653 amino acids. Gene Ontology annotation, molecular function: protein binding; endopeptidase inhibitor activity. The record is from RefSeq and is a predicted model, not a curated record. The transcript has 40 exons.
UGUCCCUCCCCAGCACUGAGGGUUUAACCCAGCCCCAGUAACCCCACUCUGUGCUGCUCUCACAGGCACAAUGACUGGUUUGAUAUGUCUGAUUGCUUUGCUAUUUUCUGGAACAGCUUUUAGCCAAGAGAAAACGUAUGUCCUUACAGCACCAAAGAUCUUCCGAGCUGGGGCCUCUCAGGAAGUUGUAGUUCAAGCUUUUGGUUACAACGAGGAAUUUCCAGUCAAUAUUGCCCUGAAAAGCUUUCCAGAUAAAUCUACUGUUUAUUCUUCUGGUUUGAUUACUUUAACUCCAGCCAACAAAUUCCAAAAGUCUGUAACUUUGACACUUCAACCAACAGAUUUACCAAGAACUGAUAAUUCAGAGAAGUAUUUGUACUUGGAAGCCGUUUCUCCACAUUUUACAAGAGUGAAAAAAAUCCCAGUUUCCUACGAGAAUGGGUUUCUCUUUAUUCACACAGACAAACCAAUUUACACUCCCGAUCAGUCAGUGAAAAUCAGAGUUUACUCUCUGAAUGAAGAACUGCAGCCAGCUCAGAGAGAGACUGUCCUGACUUUUGUGGAUCCCGAAGGAGUAGAAGUGGAUAUUUUAGAAGAAAAAGACUUUACUGGAAUAGUUUCAUUUCCUGACUUCAAGAUUCCUUCUAAUCCCAAGUAUGGGAUUUGGAAGAUUGUAGCCAAAUAUAAGAAGGAUUUUGUAACCUCAGCUGUGGCACAGUUUGAAGUGAAGGAAUAUGCAAUGCCAAGCUUUUCCAUCACCAUAGAGCCAGAGAGCCACUUUAUCAGCUCUGAUAAAUUUGAGAGCUUCAGGAUUGUUGUGAAAGCGAGCUAUUUUUAUAACAAAAAGCUUCCGAGUGCUGAUGUUUUCCUUCGGUUUGGAAUAAUUGACAGAGGGGAAAAAACGAUGAUGCCCAAGGCGAUACAGGUCACCAGGAUCGAAGAUGGAGUUGCUGUGAUCGACUUUAACAGUAAGGAAGCCACAAGUUCCCUAGGGUUCCAAAGUCUGGAAGAAUUGGAUGGGUCCUAUUUAUAUAUUGUGGCAUCAGUGUUGGAGUCUAGAGGUGGCCUCAGCGGGGAGGUGGAGUUCUCUGGAGUCAGGUUUGCUGUGUCCCCCUACAAGCUGAGUUUGAUUGCUACUCCUCUCUUUGCGAAGCCUGGCCUCCCCUUCUUCAUUAAGGUGCAGGUGAAGGACACAGUGGAUGCCCCGGUUGGAAAUGUCCCCGUAACUGUCACUGCCAAAUCCCUGAGCGAGCAGAUGGAUGAGACCGAGCUGAUAGCAGAGGGCGCCGAGUCGGGGAGGCGGGAAACGAGCGUCAGUGAUGGCACUGCUUUGUUUGUCCUGAAUGUCCCAUCAGACAGCCGAAUGGUGGAGUUUCAGGUGAAAACUGCAGAUCCACGGCUUGAAGAUGAAAACCAAGCCAGCAAAACCUAUGAAGCCAAAACUUACUCAUCCCUGAGUCAGAGUUACCUGUACAUUGACUGGGCUUCAAACCACAGAACACUGGAAGUAGGGGAUGUCAUAAAUGUCAAUAUUUAUCCACGCAGCCACUACAUUAAUAAAAUCCAUCACUACAGCUACUUGAUCACAUCCAAAGGGAAGAUAGUAAGCUUUGGAACUCAGCAGAGAAACAAGGAUUUGGCAUACGAACAUCUAACGUUUCAGAUAACCCAGGAGAUGGUUCCCUCGGCACGUCUGAUCGUUUACUACAUUGUUACAGGAGAAGAAACUGCUGAGUUAGUGGCUGAUUCAGUGUGGCUGGAUGUGGAGCAGAGGUGUGAGAACAGUCUCAAGGUUAAGCUGCAGCCAAGCGAAGAGGCACCGAAGCCAGGGAAGGUUGUGUCACUCACCAUGGAAACACGCUUCGAAUCCUUUGUUGCUUUGUCAUCCAUUGACAAGGCAAUAUAUGGAGUCACAGGAAGGAAAAAGAGAGCCAUGGAAAAGAUAAUGCUCCACUUGGAGAAGAGCGACCUGGGCUGCGGGGCCGGCGGGGGCAGGAACAACGUGGACGUGUUUCGGAUGGCUGGGCUCACCUUCCUCACCAACGCCAAUGCUGAUGACUCCAGUGCAGCAGCCUCCAAAUACAAAAGUUCGGACAUCAGGAAGUGCUGCAUGGCCGGGGUCAGGGCGUACCCCGUGUCUGAGACCUGCAGUGACAGAGCCCAGAGAAUCCGCAGGAACCAGAGGUGCAUUUCUGCCUUCAAGCACUGCUGUGAAUUCGCCAACAGGCUGAGGCUGGAGGAGCCCAACAAGCUGCUGAUCCUGGCCAGAAUGCAUUUUGAGGCUGGUUUGGAGCUGGAUGAGGCACAAGUUCGCAGCUACUUCCCUGAGAGCUGGCUAUGGGAAGUUCACCAAGUUUCCCCAAGGUCAAAGACUCUGUCUGUCACCCUGCCUGACUCACUGACCACCUGGGAAAUACAAGGUGUUGGCAUUUCCGAGAAAGGUAUAUGUGUGGCUGCCCCUUUGGAGAUCCAAGUUGUGAAGGACAUUUUCCUGAGCAUUUACGUCCCUUAUUCCGUGGUCCGAGGGGAACAAAUUGAGUUGAGAGGAUCAGUUUAUAACCAUAAAGACUCUGAAAUUCAGUUCUGUGUUGCAAUAGCAGCUGGAAGUGGAAUCUGCACCUUUGGAGACUCCGGGGCGAGGCCGAGGAGCUGCAGGUACAGGAGUUUGGCCGCUGGCUCCUCAGCCCCGCUGGCAUUCCGGAUCCUGCCCUUGGAAUUGGGGCUCCACACCAUCAACUUCACCCUGCUGAGCCCCAGGAACAGCGAGAUCCUGGUGAAAACCCUGCGGGUCGUGCCAGAGGGCAUCAAGAAGGAGCUUCAUGCAGGUUUCACUUUGGAUCCCCAGGGUGUUUAUGGUUCGAUCAAGAGACGACAGGAAUUUCGAUACAAAGUCCCCCCGAAUCUGGUCCCUAAAACAGAGCUCGAUAGAAGCGUCAGCGUGAAAGGCCACCUGCUGGGUGAGGUGAUCGCCACAGUGCUCAGUGCCAGUGGGCUCAGGAUGCUGACUGAGCUGCCCAGGGGCAGUGCAGAGGCCGAGUUCAUGAGCUUUGCCCCCGUGUUUUACGUCUUUCGCUACCUGGAGGAGUCGGACAACUGGCAUUUACUGGGCCCCGAAACCUUUACUGCCAAAACUCAGAUGAUGAGGAAGAUGAAAGAAGGGAUUGUGAGCAUCCUGUCGUUCCGGAACGCCGACCGCUCCUACAGCAUGUGGAAGAACGGGCAGGCCAGCACCUGGCUGACAGCUUUUGCUUUAAGGAUUCUUGGACAAAUGUAUCAAUAUGUCAAACUUGACCAGCUUUCUCUCUGUGAUUCCCUGCUGUGGCUGAUUGAUGACUGUCAGAUGCCAGACGGGUCGUUCAGUGAAUUUUCCAGCUACGAACCAGUGAAACUCCAGGGCACAUUACCCAGAGAAGCUAAAGAAAAAUCUCUGUAUCUCACAGCAUUUUCUAUUAUUGGAAUCGACAAGGCAAUUAAAAUAUGUCCUACUGAGAAAAUCCACAAUGCCAAGAGCAAGGCAGGAGGUUAUUUGAUGGACAAUGUGCAGUUUGCUCAGAGCCCCUUCACCAUGGCCAUCACCUCCUACGCCCUGGCUCUCGUGGACCCCGACAGCCACUCGGCACGGGUGGCCUUCUCAAACCUCAAGAGGGAAGCUUUUGUCAUAGGUGACCCUCCCAUCUACAGGUUUUGGAAAGACACUUUCAAGGCAGAUGAUGAACAAACUCCCAGCUCUUUCACUGCCCAGAUGGUUGAAACCACAGCCUAUGCUCUGCUCACCACUGUGCUGAGAGGGGAUGAGAGCUAUGCCAAGCCAAUCAUCAAAUGGCUCUCUGAGGAACAAAGACAUGGGGGAGGGUUUUUUUCAACUCAGGACACAAUCAAUGCCCUUGAGGCCCUGACUGAAUAUUCCCUCCUUGUCAAACGGCUCCACUUGGACAUGGAUGUGAAAGUGUCCUACAAAACCGGUAGAAUCCUGAGCAUCUUCAAACUGACAGAAGAUCAUUUCGUGGGAAGAGCUAUCUCAGCACCUUUGCAUGAUGACAUCUACGUGAGCACUGGCAUCAGCACUGGCAUAGCUACAGUAAAUGUGAGGACAGUGUACAACACAAUGGGCACUUCUGAAGACCACUGCAACUUCGACCUGAAGAUUGCUCCAAAGAGAGAUCAUGAUUAUUUAAGAGAAGAAGAGGAGCCACAGUGGCACCUGGAGGCUUGUGCAAAGUACAGGCCCAGUGCGAGGGAGCCCCGCUCGGGGUCUGCUCACACCGUGAUGGACAUCGGGCUGGUCAGUGGAGUGGAAGCAAAUUCAGAGGAUUUAUCCACUCUCGCGAGUGGCGUUGACCAGCUGAUAGCAGAUUAUGAGAUAAAGGACGGGCACGUUAUCCUGCAGAUUGACUCUGUGCCAGCUGACAGGUUCCUGUGCGUGGGGUUCCGGCUCAGCGAGCUGUUCCGGGUGGGAAUGCGGAACCCUGGCACCUUCACCGUGUAUGAGUACCACGCACCAGAUAAAAGGUGCACUGUGUUUUACAACCCCUAUGGAGAUGAAAAGCUGGUGAGAUUGUGUGAAGGAGAUGAAUGCAAAUGCAUGGAAGCUGAGUGUGGUAAAGUCCAAAGGAGACUUGAUGAGUCCAUAACUGCCGAGAGCAGGAGAGAAGCCGCCUGUCAGAGGGACAUUGCUUAUGUUUACAAAGUGAAUAUCCUGUCUCGCAGCGAGGAAGGGGCUUUUGUCAAAUAUUCUGCAGCUCUUCUGGAUCUCUUCAAAAGAGGGCAGGCUUUUGCUCGAAAAAAUGACAAAAUAACCUUUGUUAAGAAGAAGAGCUGUGCAGAUGUGGAACUGAGCCCAGGAGAGCAGUACCUGAUCAUGGGGAAAGAGGCCUUGAGGAUCAGCAUUGGUUACAGUUUCAAAUUCCAGUACCCUUUGGACUCCAGCACUUGGAUUGAGUGGUGGCCUUCAACUCCAGACUGUGACUUGUGUGGGGAGUUCCUACAGACAAUGAACGAUUUUACUGAUGAUCUCAUGAUCAGUGGCUGCUGAUUUACUUGGAGAGCUUUUAAAUUAAAAAUCCAGAUCAAAUCUCAUGUAAAAAAAAAAAAAACAAAACCCUCACCUGUUUAGCAAUUCUUCCUUGAACUGAACAUUCCAGAAUAGUUCCCUUGAAAAAUGAGCUUUGCUUGUGUUUUAUAGCAAUGUUGUUACAUUGUGGUGCUCAGAGAGAACUUUUCAGCUUGGCUGGGAGAAUAACACGGAAUGCUGCAAAGAAACCUGGAGUCAGAUGGAGUGGAUGGACUGUAAAAACACACAUGGAAAGUUCUGUCUUGUCACUGAACCCCAUAUCUUAUUAAAACAUAAAUAUUUGCAGCCACUUUGUAAGCUCUUUGUGAAGGAAAUUACUUUAUUCCUAAUUUUUUUCUUUUGUGCUCUGUUUGAAUUCCUGCAUUUCCAUCCCUGACGUUAUUCUUGUGCUCUGCUUUCUUGUUUAAAAAAACAA